CCGUUGGCAGCAGACGUCGCGAGCGAGCAUCACGUCGCAUCUCAUUUCGUCCACACCGACAAGUGCGCGAGUUCCUCACACCCCCCCCCUCCCACACGCGACUCGGUUUGCGGUGUUGUACGCGUUCCGACAGCAGUCGUCCUGUCCGGCGACGGACGUUUGCUGUCCCGUCUGCAAGUGCGCACGGGAAACGAUAGUAACGACCCACAUACCACAAGUAACCCACAGAUAAGGGAAGUUUUCGAGCAAGGACCGCGAACGCACGAGGUGCCGCACUGCAGUGCGUGCGAAACGACUCGAUCGUCAUGACAACGUGCAGAAGUCUGCUGAUUCGCAGUCACGCGGCCCGUGAACGACGUCGUUGACAGGUGUUCGAAGUCGCCGCACGCCAUACGCCCUCCGCCGCGGGUGUCCGUCCGUUCCGAGUGUAACCGCGUCGUCUCCUCCGCAGCCGCAGCCGCCGCCACCACCACAACUAACCCUCGUCGACGGGAUCGCCCAUUCCGACGUCCACACCGCCACGCGAUGGCCCGAUCCGGGGUCGUGGCGCCUCUUGUCCAGUUGCUGCUGUGCGCGGCCGCUCUGCGACCCGCCGCAGUGAUGGUCAGCGGCCAGGACGCAGACUCAUUGGCCAGCAGUUUUUUCUCAGGUUUACUGGACACUAUCACCAGUACGGCGGACAGCAAGGACUGUCCUGGUGUGUGCGUGCACACGCUGGCCACGCUCAUAUGCUACGAGGUGCUGGAAAACGUCAAGUGCCCCAGCCCGACGAUGCGGUGCUGCGUGGAACCUCCUCCGCUGCCAGCCAACGGCACGGCGGCCAUCGUCAACAAGGUGGACCAAACCACGCAAACCGCAGUGUCCAGCACCCGCCCGCAAACGGUCUCCUCUAGCAGCCAACAGCAGAGGCCGGCUGUUAACUCGUCGUCCGCGGACAAUCCGGGGAUCGUGUGUCCGGGAGUAUGUGUGGCUGAGAGGAUAGCGGACUACUGCGAGGCCGUUCUAAACGUGACGGAGAUGUGCAAGACGGGUCUGCGAUGUUGCGUGUCUAAGGACGCGUUCGCCGGUGCAGAACACCUGGUCGUGUUGGACAGGAACUCGACCAGGAUCAGCUUGAACAACGCUCCACACCGACCGCCGCCACCAUCGUCCACCACGACAACGGCGUCAACGACCACAGCGGCCGCGGAUACCUCAGCGUCUGCGGCCGCGCCCCCGCCGCCUGUGGGCAGCAAACAGUGUCGCGGCGAGUGCGUUAGUGGGCUGUUCGCGCUGUUUUGCGACGACGUGGACGCCGACGCGUACUGUCCCGGCGACGACAGCAGCUGUUGCGUCACCGCGCCCGCCGACGGACAGUCGGGCCAGCAGCAGCCGCCACCGCCACCGCCACCGCGUCCCGCUCAGCCGUCCAAACAACCUUCGGCCAAGCCGCCGCCACCGUCCACCACGGCCGCGGGGCCACCGUUGCCCAAGUGCCCGGGCUUCUGUUUGCUCAACCUGAUGGCCGCGUUCUGUGAACGGCCGUCGGUACUGGUGUCGUACACGUCCACGUGCAAACGCGGCUCGGUGUGCUGCGACAACACCAAGGCGGCCGCCCCGUCGCCCGCGCACACGGCGCAAAAGCCCAAGCCCCGGCCACCCGCGCCGACCACCACAACAGUGGCCACGCCACCCGCACCGCCCGACGGACGGCCAGAGUGUCCGGGAUCGUGCAUUGUCCCUUACUUGUCGUUCACUUGUUUCAGAAACGCGGAAAUGACGGACGUAUUCAAAUGUCGAAAACCGGGAACGCAGUGUUGUGCUUCAAAAACUCAAAUCCGCGAAGUUGUCGAACAGAAAACUGGCGUCAUUAACCAAGGGGCCAAUUCACAGCAAUCUACGCCGCAAACCUAUGGUGGGUUUACACACAGAAACGAUACCAUACCGCCGUUUAGGCCGCACGUGCCCAGUUCGUUACAAGUAUACACCCCGUCGCCAGUCGAUUACUCGGCGAAUCCUACAGUGUCCACACUGACUACGUCAAACCCUGUACCUUCCAAACCGUCGACGUAUAGCAAGUACGUAUGCGGUGUAAAGGGAACGUCUAGGACGCGGACGUCGAGAGUAGUCGGUGGAGAAGACGCGGACGCGGCCGAGUGGUGUUGGCAAGUGGCGUUGAUCAACUCUUUAAACCAAUAUCUCUGCGGUGGAGCAUUGAUCGGCACUCAGUGGGUAUUGACCGCUGCGCAUUGCGUGACAAACAUUGUAAGGUCCGGCGACGCGAUUUACGUGCGUGUUGGCGAUCACGAUUUGACCAGAAAAUACGGAAGUCCGGGGGCCCAGACGCUUCGGGUGGCCACCACGUAUAUCCACCACAACCACAAUUCUCAGACUCUGGACAACGACAUUGCCCUGCUCAAGCUCCACGGUCAAGCCGAACUUAAGGAUGGCGUGUGCUUGGUGUGCCUACCGGCAAGGGGUGUCAGUCAUGCAGCCGGCAAGCGGUGCACCGUUACAGGGUAUGGGUAUAUGGGCGAAGCAGGUCCGAUCCCAUUGCGCAUCCGAGAGGCCGAGAUCCCGGUAGUCAGCGACACAGAGUGCAUCCGUAAGAUAAACGCAGUUACCGAGAAGAUAUUCAUACUUCCAGCCAGCAGCUUUUGCGCCGGUGGUGAGGCUGGAAACGACGCCUGCCAGGGAGAUGGCGGUGGACCUCUUGUGUGUCAAGACGAUGGAUUUUUCGAAUUGGCUGGAUUGGUGUCUUGGGGUUUUGGAUGCGGCAGAAUAGAUGUACCUGGUGUAUACGUUAAGGUUUCAUCGUUUAUUGGAUGGAUCAAUCAAAUUAUUAGUGUAAACAAUUUGUAAUUUUAAAUAUUCAAACAUUAUUUUGCGUCAGUUCAAAUAAAAAGUCGAAUAUUGUUUAAAUUUAGCUUAAAUUCAUCAAUAAUUUAUUUAUUUA
This is a messenger RNA of Rhopalosiphum maidis (corn leaf aphid), 2935 nucleotides long. RefSeq names its product protein masquerade (gene mas). Gene Ontology annotation, biological process: proteolysis. The transcript has 8 exons. Lineage: Eukaryota; Metazoa; Arthropoda; Insecta; Hemiptera; Aphididae. The record is from RefSeq and is a predicted model, not a curated record. Bases 526 to 2841 code for a protein of 771 amino acids. Gene Ontology annotation, molecular function: serine-type endopeptidase activity.